Alligator mississippiensis (American alligator) is the source of this 4153-nucleotide messenger RNA. RefSeq names its product kinesin family member 5A (gene KIF5A). Lineage: Eukaryota; Metazoa; Chordata; Crocodylia; Alligatoridae. Gene Ontology annotation, biological process: microtubule-based movement. Bases 185 to 3340 code for a protein of 1051 amino acids. The record is from RefSeq and is a predicted model, not a curated record. Gene Ontology annotation, molecular function: microtubule motor activity; microtubule binding; ATP binding. The transcript is spliced from 30 exons.
CGCACUGCGAGCCUGGGAGCCGCUCCGAGCAUCACCGCAGCGCCCGGCCCGACCCGACCCGGCCCAGCCCGACCCAACCUGGUCCAGCCCAGCCCGACCCGGUCCAGCCCAGGCCGACCCGACCCGGUCCAGCCCAGCCCAGCCCAGCCCGACCCAGUCCAGCCCGGUCCAGCCCGGUCCAGCCAUGACCGAGGCCGCCAACGAGUGCAGCAUCAAGGUGCUCUGCCGGUUCCGGCCGCUCAACCAGGCCGAGAUCCUGCGCGGGGACCGGUUCCUGCCCGUCUUCCAGGGGGACGACAGCGUGGUCCUGGGGGGCAAGCCCUAUGUCUUCGACCGCGUCUUCCCCCCCAACACCACGCAGGAGCAGGUUUACCACGCGUGCGCCAUGCAGAUCGUCAAGGACGUGCUGGCUGGGUACAACGGCACCAUCUUCGCCUACGGGCAGACCUCGUCAGGGAAGACCCACACCAUGGAGGGGAAGCUCCAUGACCCGCAGCAGAUGGGCAUCAUCCCCCGCAUCGCCCGCGACAUCUUCAACCACAUCUACGCCAUGGACGAGAACCUCGAGUUCCACAUCAAGGUUUCCUACUUUGAGAUCUACCUGGACAAAAUCCGGGACCUGCUGGAUGUGACCAAGACCAAUUUGUCGGUGCAUGAGGACAAGAACCGGGUGCCCUAUGUCAAGGGCUGCACCGAGCGCUUUGUGUCCAGCCCUGAGGAAAUCCUAGAUGUGAUCGAUGAGGGCAAGUCCAACCGCCACGUGGCUGUCACCAACAUGAACGAGCACAGCUCACGCAGCCACAGCAUCUUCCUCAUCAACAUCAAGCAGGAGAACGUGGAGACGGAGCAGAAGCUCAGCGGGAAGCUCUACCUGGUCGACCUGGCCGGCAGCGAGAAGGUCAGCAAGACGGGGGCUGAGGGGGCCGUGCUGGAUGAGGCCAAGAACAUCAACAAGUCGCUGUCGGCGCUCGGGAACGUCAUCUCAGCCCUGGCCGAGGGCACGAAGGCCUACGUGCCUUACCGGGACAGCAAGAUGACGCGGAUCCUGCAGGACUCGUUGGGUGGGAAUUGCCGCACAACCAUGUUCAUCUGCUGUUCCCCGUCCAGCUACAACGAUGCCGAGACCAAGUCCACCCUCAUGUUUGGCCAGCGGGCCAAGACCAUCAAGAACACAGCAUCGGUGAACCUGGAGCUGACGGCAGAGCAGUGGAAGAAGAAGUAUGAGAAGGAGAAGGAGAAGAACAAGACGCUGAAGGAAACUGUGGGCAAGCUGGAGACUGAGCUCAGCCGCUGGCGCAGUGGGGAGAACGUGCCAGAGACGGAGCAGCUGAGUGAGGAGGAGGCCACGCCGGAGCCAGAGGUUGCAGAUGAAACCGGGACGGAGACCGGGACCGGGGUGGAGGAACCGGGGCUGGACAACAGGAACGGGGUGGUGCCAGCGACCGCCACUUCACUGGUGGUACGCAUCGCCGACGAUGAGCGGCGCAAGUACGAGGAGCAGAUCCGGCGCCUCUACCGCCAGCUGGAUGACAAGGACGAGGAGAUCAACCAGCAGAGCCAGCUCCUGGAGAAGCUCAAGCAGCAGAUGCUGGACCAGGAGGAGCUGCUAGUGUCAACACGCGGGGACGGGGAGCGGGUGCAGCGGGAGCUGGGGCGGCUGCAGGCCGAGAACGAGGCAGCCAAGGCGGAGGUGCGUGAGGUGCUGCAGGCGCUGGAGGAGCUGGCACUCAGCUACGACCAGAAGGCGCAGGAGGCGGCCGACAGCGGGCAGCAGAACCAGCGCCUGCUGGACGAGCUGGCCCAGAAAGUGGCUGCCACACUGUCGCUGGAGACGGAGCUGCAGCGGCUGCAGGACCUGGGCGCGCAGCAGCGCAAGAGGGCGGCUGAGGUGCUCAAUGGGCUCAUGAAGGACCUGAGCGAGUUCAGCCUCAUCGUGGGCAACGGCGAGAUCAAGCUGCCGGUGGAGGUGAGCGGGGCCAUCGAGGAGGAGUUUGCCGUGGCGCGGCUCUACAUCAGCAAGAUCAAGUCGGAGGUGAAGUCGGUGGUGAAGCGGUGCCGGCAGCUCGAGGGGCUGCAGCUUGAGUGCCACCGCAAGAUGGAGGUCACCGCCCGCGAGCUCUCCGCCUGCCAGCUGCUCAUCUCCCAGCACGAGGCCAAGAUCCGGUCGCUGACCGAGUACAUGCAGAGCGUGGAGCUGAAGAAGCGGCACCUGGAGGACUCCUACGACAACCUCAGCGAGGAGCUGGCCCGGCUGCAGGCCCAAGAGACGGCACAUGAGAAGGAGAAGGAGCAGGACAUCGCCCAGGACAAGGAGGAUGCCAAGGGCGCGGUGGAGCUGCAGCUGGAGUGCCAGCGCGAGGCCCAUCACAAGCAGCUGGCGCGGUUGCGCGACGAGAUCAACGAGAAGCAGAAGGUCAUCGACGAGCUCAAGGACCUGAACCAGAAGCUGGAGCUGGAGCUGGAGAAGCUUCGCGCCGACUACGAGAAGCUCAAGAGCGAGGAGCAGGAGAAGGCUGGGCGGCUGCAGGAGCUGACAUUUCUGUACGAGCGCCAUGAGCAGUCCAAGCAGGACCUCAAGGGGCUGGAGGAGACCGUGGCCCGUGAGCUCCAGACCCUUCACAACCUUCGCAAGCUGUUCGUUCAAGACGUCACGACUCGAGUCAAGAAAAGCGCGGAGAUGGAGCCCGAGGACAGUGGGGGGCCCCACUCCCAGAAGCAGAAGAUUUCCUUUCUUGAGAACAACCUGGAGCAGCUUACAAAGGUUCACAAGCAGCUGGAUCUCUGGGUCUCCAAGCUGGUUCGUGACAAUGCAGAUCUGCGCUGCGAGCUUCCAAAGCUGGAGAAACGACUUCGCGCUACGGCUGAGCGAGUCCGGGCCCUGGAGGGCGCAUUGAGGGAGGCCAAGGAGGGUGCCAUGAAGGACAAGCGCCGCUACCAGCAGGAGGUCGACCGCAUCAAGGAGGCCGUGCGCUACAAGGGUGCCACCCGGCGUGGCCACAACGCCCACAUCGCCAAGCCGGUGCGGCCAGGGCACUUCCCCGUGGCGUCGCCCACCAGCCCCUUCGGGCGCCACCCCGAGUGUGUCAGCUACAGUAACAGCCUCUUCCAGAGCUACCAGCCUGGCGCUCCCCCCAGCACCACCGCCGACGCCUACUUUGCCAGCGUCUCCUCAGGCAGCUCCAGCUCCGCCAGCGCCACCUUGGCCGCCUACCAGCAGCUCAACGUGGAUAAUGGGAACGCCACAGACAUCAAUGACAACAGAAGCGACCUGCCGUGCGGCUGUGAGGCCGAGGAGCAGGCCAAGCUCUUCCCCCUGCACCAGGAGGCAGCAGCGAGCUAAUGGCGCUAGGUCCCCACCAGCCGAGGCCUCCGCAUGCCGCCACUGCUGCCGUGUCCUGUGUCCUGCUCCGUGUCCCGUGUCGUGUCCGGCUGCUGCUCACGCUCGCUCUGCGCCCCCACCCCCACACGGCGCGGCUGGGGGGGCAGCCCCUGGUGGGGUGAGGGGGGCAUGGGGGCUGUGCCUGGCCUGGAAGCGGGCACCAUGGGAGCCCCCUACCCCCCCUCGGCCCCCCUUGAUUUAUCAAUGCCUUAAGCAGACGUCAUGGUGAAUGUCCAGGGCUGGAUCAGGCCCCCCACCCCAAUUCCCCACCCCCCACUUGGGGUGUCUCAAUGUGGGGGGGGCUGCCACCUUGAUUCUCCUUGACUUCUCCCCCCCAAGGGAGCUUAGGGGGGCUGGGAAGGUCCCUGGAGCUCGGGGGGGGGCAACCCCCCCAUUCUGAAUUAUCCUGGGGGGGUCCAAUCCCUGGUUUAACACGAGGCUCGAACCCUCAACGCUUGAAGCUGCUACAUCCCCGUCACCCCGAGCGCCCCCCACCCCGGGCUGCGCUCCCUGUGUGUCCCCCAUCCUGUCGCCACUUCCGAUUCACCCAGAGCAGAGCUGGGGGGUGGUUGGGGGGGGGGGGUCAUCUCCAGGCCCUGGGCAUGAGCAGACCCGGGGCCCAGCUCCCCCUUGCUCUCCCCCCCCACCGCCGGCCCGUGUGCUGGGAUCACACCAAAUGUUGCAUGUUGGACUCCCACGAGUGUUUAUUUAAGCAGGAAUUAUAAUCGUUGUCACCGUCAUAGUACACCAAUAAAGGAAACCAGUCGAACAGCC